Molecule: messenger RNA, 1183 nt
Organism: Hibiscus syriacus
Lineage: Eukaryota; Viridiplantae; Streptophyta; Magnoliopsida; Malvales; Malvaceae
Exons: 3
Coding region: 32-1183 (383 amino acids)
Source: RefSeq, a predicted model, not a curated record
GUUUCAGUAGAUUUAACUAAUAAGUCUGAGAAUGGCUGUUCUUGCUUCUUGUUGGCUUGUCAUUGAAUCAAUAAUCAUCCCUCGUGGAUAUUUUCUCAGAUGGUUUUAUUUAAGUUUCUAUAUCCACCCUUUUUUCCUCUUGGUUUUCCAAAUUUUUCUGUGCCUCAAAUGGCUGCAAAGAUGCAUUUUGGCUUUGCUCGUUUAUCCUUUCAGAAUCAUUAGCUUUUUGGUGUCUCGUGUUCAUAAAUUUUGUAGAUAUUGUAUCUUCUUUAUCUUCUCUUUUAUCAGAGUUAAAGAGGAUGAUUCCAACGUAGAAGCUGAUGAUAAUUUUAGUCAACAUCAGCUCAUCAGGUUAAGUGUUUCUUCAAGCGUGCCAUCAAUUGAAUUGAGGACUGAAUCGGUUGAACCUCAAAGGUGUACAUUUAACGAUGCUAAUGGCUAUGAAGAUUUUAGCUUUCGUCUUCAAGAAGACUUGAGGGAAGACGAGUGUUCGUCAUUCUUCUGCAACUCUUCUCUGUCCAUGGAUGAAUCGUACUUGAACGAAUAUUCACCGUUGUUUAGUUACUCCAACUCACCGUUGUUUAGCUCAUCGAGCAACUCGCCGUUGAUGAAAGAACCUUCGUUACCGGCUCGUGGCUCGAGUUCUCGAGUUUCGGUGAGGGAAGUAAUAACUACACCAAUAGAAGAUGAUGAAUCAGAAGGAUUUUACCAGAAAUAUUCCGAAAGAAUGAGGUGGUUUGAUGUCCUGAACCAUGACAGGACUCAUGGAAUAAGUGCAAUCCUGAACAAAGAAAUUGGGAGUCCAUGCUCAUUGGACAACAUAGAGUUGAAGGAUUUGAGCAUGCCCUACAUAUCAUGGAGCAAAAAUGAUAAGAAGAAGCUUUUGAAGAGUGUAGAGAGUGAUUUUGAGCUAGUUUAUGUGGCUCAAUCUUGCUUGACAUGGGAGGCACUGCAUCAUCAAUACAGAAAAGUGAAGUUCCUGUGCUUCACCAACUGCUUGUUUGCUGAUAAUUUGGCCAAGGAUUUUGAAACCUUCCAAGUAUUGCUGGAAAGAUUCUUGGAUGAAGAGAAGUAUCUGUAUAGGGGAAAGAGAGCUUGGAAUUAUGUUCAAGCAAGACAUGCUUCCAACACCCUUCUUCAAGUUCCUAAAGUAACAGGAGAUAUGCAUUUAAAAGAAGGGUAA